Molecule: messenger RNA, 936 nt
Organism: Perkinsus marinus ATCC 50983
Lineage: Eukaryota; Perkinsozoa; Perkinsida; Perkinsidae
Exons: 6
Coding region: 1-936 (311 amino acids)
Cellular component (GO): mitochondrion
Molecular function (GO): prostaglandin-E synthase activity
Source: RefSeq, a predicted model, not a curated record
AUGACCGACGAUCAGAAGAGCAUGGCGAUGGCGGCUGGAUUCGCUGUGCUAGCUUUCUCAAUGUGGAAAUGGCAGCAUGAUAAGCCCUUCGCUCGGGCUUACGAGAGUACACACUGUGAGGAGGGUAAAGUCGUCAAGGAGUCGACCGGUACUGUACCGGUUGUCGACAAGCUGCCGGAGGAAUUCGAUUUGAAGAGCGGAGUCGUGCGGAUUGCCGUUUACCAGUAUGAGAGCUGCCCGUUUUGCCGCAAGGUUCGUGGUGUACUAGACUACCAUCGGCUACCCUACAAACUGGUUGAAGUGCAUCCUUUGACCAAGGCCGAGACUAAGAGCUUCGCUCCUGAUUAUAAGAAAGUUAGACUCGGCAUAGUAGAUACCUCGGAUGGUGAUGAACUCAGUGUAGAGGAGCAAUGGGUCCGUUGGGCUGAUCAGUGUUUGGUAGUAUUUCCAGAUAGCGACACAUUUGACACUGCUUUUGCGGCCCAGGUACAACUAAUUGUAAUUAAUAUAUAUAGGAAUCUGAAGGAAUCUAUGGAGACGUUCGACUACCUUCUCACGCACAAGGAGUUUGGAUACAUCUCGAAGAUGGCAGUAUACUGGAGUGGCACUUUUGUGAUGAUGAUGGUAUCGGGAGCUAGGAGGAAGAAGUAUCAUGUUCCUAAGGGAGAAGAACGAGAAGCGUUAUACGAGGCAGUCGAUAUGAUGGUGGAUCAGAUGGGCGACAACAGCUUCCUUGGCGGAAAAUCUCCUUGCAAAGCUGACUUUAACGUCUAUGGAGUAUUGAGAUCCGUGGAAGGGUUUACGACUGAGCGGCUCCUUUGGGAAAACACGAAGAUCAAAGGAUGGUACGACCGCAUGAAGGAGCUUGUGGGCCCCUCCAUGGCUGACACUGUCGUACCACGAGGCCCUUCUACCAGCGCUGUGGUGGCCGCGUGA